Messenger RNA from Eublepharis macularius, 1714 nucleotides. Its product is annotated as mucin-5B-like. NCBI's taxonomy places the organism in Eukaryota, Metazoa, Chordata, Lepidosauria, Squamata, Eublepharidae. The record is from RefSeq and is a predicted model, not a curated record. Bases 1 to 1572 code for a protein of 523 amino acids. Gene Ontology annotation, cellular component: cell surface. Gene Ontology annotation, biological process: cell-matrix adhesion. The transcript is spliced from 5 exons.
AUGGAACUGGGGGGCAAGCUCACAGGCCCAUUGCUUAGCGCGCUGGCAGGCACGAACCUCUGCCUCCUGGAGGCAGAUCAGCUAAGGCAGAUCAGCCCCGAAUCAAUCAGGCAUGCAGAGAAAUUAGACAUUUCCUCUUGUUCCCAAGGCAAAAAAGACAUCCUGUAUGAAACUGCCCGGUCUGCCUUUGCCAGCCAGGAAGGAACUUCUGCCUAUUACCCCUUAAUUCAGCCAUAUCUAGGUGGAGCACCUGUGGAAGAUCUGAAAAAGCUGGCUAGAUCCCAGGUUGCAAUGGAUAUCAAUACUUUCACUAACUUGAAGCCAGAGGAAUUAAAGGCUUUGAGUGUGCAGGACGUGAAAGAUUUGCUCGGGGUCCAUUUGACUGAUCUGAAAGACGCUGAAGCCCACCCUUCUGUAGCUUUGUGGAUCAGGAGCCACUUCCAGUCUGAGCUGGACACUCUUGGGAUUGGUCUCCGAGGAGGGAUGAUGGCCCCACCCUCAACCACCAGCACAGCAGCCGGGGCCUCCGGGGCCACGAAACCCCACGGCACUUCAAUAGCCGUCGCGCCAGCCAUCUCCUCGGCAGCCUCCGCUGGGUCUGCUGGGAGCGUUGCAACGAUCUCAGGCGUAAAUGCUGCAACGUUCUCCGGCGCCGCCCUCACGGGGCUUUCCCCAAGCACGCUGGCUACUGCUGUGGACUCCCAUACAGCUCCGCCCUCCGAAGCCACUCUCACUGCGGGUGAAACAUCCACUCCCCUUGAGACCACCAACACGGCUCUUCCUACUGUCAGCAUACAUCCCAAAGCUGCCAUCCCCACCACCGUGAGGGCUCCAGUUGCCUCCACUGCCACGGACAUCAGCACCACGGCAGCUGCCCACCACAUCACAGCCAAUGGCACAAUUCUUCCAGCUGUUGCCAGAGGCAUCAACCUGACUCCCUCGGUCAACACUACAGCAGCACCCAACUACAUCACAACAAAUGAGACAAUUGUUCCAACAGUUGCCACCCACAUGAACGUAACUACCUCCGUCAACACCAGAGCAGCUUCCAGCAACGUCACAUCGAAUGGGACAGUUCUUCCGACCAUUGCCACGCAUACCAAUGUAAUUGGCACCACCAGUAAUAUCACUCACACUUCUUAUGCGAGGGUAUCUGCAGUGAGUGCCAGUGCCACAAUGUCCACCACACCCAACGUGACCGUGAGCGCCUCUUCUGAAAGGCCUUCGGCGCCACCCAUCCCUCUGUCGAAUGCUACCACCCUGGUGUAUCUCAGCACAGCCAUGACGGCGAGUGAAGAACUGCCAGCUGCUUCCAGCAGGACAACUGCCCGUGGGGCUGAAACUCCCCACGAAACAUCUCUCCCCGCUGGCCCUGGCCCACUGCGCACAACAAUCGCUGCAGCGUCCAAGAGGGGGACCACCCGCACAGCACCACCGAAAGCGUAUCCGACACCAAAUGGCUACAUCAACGUUAGGCCUCUAAGCGCCUCAGCUUCCUCCCUGUCUCUCAGCUGCCUUCUUCUGAUGCCGUCCCUCGCUGUUGGACUCUCAGUUCUCAGGAGGCUUUUCUGAGACCGCUGCUGCUGGUGCUCCUUGGCUAGAUUGCCCCCCUCCUGUGGCUAUCGAUGACAGCAAGCGCAAGAACAUAGGAAUUCCUGUCACCCACAACUUUAUCUAGAAUACAAGCUGCGUCCAGAUUCAGGCACCUAACAGC